Molecule: messenger RNA, 579 nt
Organism: Cylicostephanus goldi
Lineage: Eukaryota; Metazoa; Nematoda; Chromadorea; Rhabditida; Strongylidae
Source: the annotation of a GenBank genome assembly
AUGCCAGGCCUUCGCGUCAUGCUAUUUGUAAAUGCUUCCGAUUAUUUACCCACAUCGGAGGCUGUCGGUGUUCGACUGACCAUACACGAUAAGGACGAAUUUCCUUUCCCGGAUACAUUCGGAUACAGUGCACCUACCGGAUACAUUUCUUCGUUUGGUAUGAGAAUGGUACGCAAACUCACACAGCUUCUAAAUAGUCCCACCUUUAAAAUCAAUUUUGUAAAAGUUCAGAAAAAGAUGUCCCGCCUUCCGGCUCCGUACGGCGAUUGCAUUCCGGAAGGUGCCACUGCUGAUUAUCUAAUUAUUGAUCGAUGUGGUUGUGGCGAUCCAAGAUUUCCAUCUAUUGAUGAUCAUCCACAUUGUCAAGUUUUCAACAAAGAACAUAGGACUUGCCUAGAGAUAAGCACUCACGAACUUGGUGACAUACAUGGGUCAUUCAAAUGCAGAUGUCAACAACCUUGCAACCAAACCAUCUAUACAAUGUCGUAUUCGGAAGCAAUCUGGCCCAGUCAGUCCUUGAACAUCAGCCUUGGCACCUGUGAGAAGGAGGCAGAAAUAUGCAAUGAGGAGUAUCAGUAA